Thlaspi arvense is the source of this 180-nucleotide messenger RNA. The record is from the annotation of a GenBank genome assembly. Lineage: Eukaryota; Viridiplantae; Streptophyta; Magnoliopsida; Brassicales; Brassicaceae.
AUGGUGGCGUUGUUGGUGGUAGAACACGUGGUGAUUCCAGCCGAGGCGGGGAGGGUUCUAACGGAGAAGUUUGGAGACGGAAGAGCGACGGUGAUGAGCGUGGAGAGGAUGAAGUCGACGGUGGAUUCCUGGUUUCAGCGUCUGGCGUCGGGACCGAGUCCAAGAGGCCGCGGCCAUUAA